Messenger RNA from Limanda limanda (common dab), 909 nucleotides. Its product is annotated as Krueppel-like factor 7. Gene Ontology annotation, biological process: regulation of transcription by RNA polymerase II. Gene Ontology annotation, molecular function: RNA polymerase II cis-regulatory region sequence-specific DNA binding; DNA-binding transcription factor activity, RNA polymerase II-specific. NCBI's taxonomy places the organism in Eukaryota, Metazoa, Chordata, Actinopteri, Pleuronectiformes, Pleuronectidae. The record is from RefSeq and is a predicted model, not a curated record. Bases 1 to 909 code for a protein of 302 amino acids. The transcript has 4 exons.
AUGGACGUCCUGGCGAACCACAGCAUCUUCCAGGAACUUCAGCUGGUGCACGACACCGGCUACUUCUCCGCCAUGCCGUCGCUGGAGGAGAACUGGCAGCAGACCUGCUUGGAGCUGGAGCGCUACCUGCAGACGGAGCCCAAGCGUCUGUCCGAGCUCUUCGACCAGGACCUGGACGGUCUCCUGACCCCGGCCUACUUGAAGGAGGAUGGCGAGGAGGAGGAGCUGACGGACGCUCUGCUCCCGGGCCCCCCCGGCCUCCCGGACCCCCCGAGCCCCCCGGUGAUCCUCUGCCCGACACGGAGGAACCUCCUCUCCUCCACCGGGGCGAUGAAACGAGACCUGAAACCCAAGAGCCAGGGGCUGGAGAACGUAGAAGGGAUGGAGGGCGUCCACCAGGCCCAGCUGAGCGCCGUGACCUCCCUGACCCCGCCGUCGUCACCGGAGCUGGGACGCCACCUGGUCAAACCCAACCAGACGCUCACGGCCUCCGCCGACGGCACGCUCACCCUGAAGCUGGUGGCCAGGAAGGUGGGGCUGAGCGCCGCCCGGCUGGUGGCAGAGCACGCCCUCCCGGUCCGAGUGAAGGAGGAAGAGGAGGGCGCCGCCUGCGUGGUCGGCGUCGGCGAGCUCCCGGAGAACAAGAAGAGGAUUCACCGCUGUCAGUUCAACGGCUGCAGGAAGGUGUACACCAAGAGCUCCCACCUGAAGGCUCACCAGAGGACACACACAGGUGAGAAACCGUACAAGUGCUCGUGGGAGGGCUGCGAGUGGCGAUUCGCCCGGAGCGACGAGCUGACGCGGCACUACCGCAAACACACGGGCGCCAAGCCGUUCAAGUGCAACCACUGUGACAGGUGUUUCUCGCGGUCGGAUCACUUGGCGCUGCACAUGAAGAGGCACAUCUGA